Cladophialophora yegresii CBS 114405 is the source of this 1245-nucleotide messenger RNA. Its product is annotated as alcohol dehydrogenase. The coding region runs from base 1 to 1245 and encodes 414 amino acids. Gene Ontology annotation, molecular function: metal ion binding; alcohol dehydrogenase (NAD+) activity. The record is from RefSeq and is a predicted model, not a curated record. The transcript has a single exon. Gene Ontology annotation, cellular component: mitochondrion. NCBI's taxonomy places the organism in Eukaryota, Fungi, Ascomycota, Eurotiomycetes, Chaetothyriales, Herpotrichiellaceae.
AUGAGCUAUACCCGGGGACAAGAGCAGUGCCGACCUGCCUUUGACAAGAAGCCGACUCCGAGAUUCAGUUCUGGGCUGCCCUUUGAAGAAGCAUGCGCUAAACACGUCGAGCAUACCUUCAAGGCUGCACGCAUCUUUAUCUUGGCAUCAAGGUCUUUAUCGAAGCAGACGGACAGCUUAGAGAAGCUGAAAGGAGCCUUGGGCGACCGUGUGGCUGGGUGUCACAUUGGCAUAAGCCCGCAUACACCCAUUUCCGAAGUCGUUGAAGUCAUCGACGAUGUAAGGAAACUUGAUGUUGAUUGCCUCGUCACGCUGGGGGCAGGGAGCAUCACUGAUGCCGCCAAACUGGUCAGGUUUGCGAUUGCAAACUCGGCGUGGGAUGAGAAGGCAAUAAGCACCUUGUGGGGUGGCCACUCGCACAACCCCACCCGUCGUGAGCACAUUAUAAAACCAACAAUCCCGAUGAUAUGCAUCCCAACGUCACUGUCCGGAGGAGAAUACCAAGCCAUUGCCGGCGCGACGGAGACCUUGACCACACGGGCGAAAAGGACAUUUGAGCCUGGCGUCGACCCGGAACUGGUUAUUCUUGACCCGGAACUGGUCAAAACUACUCCGCAAUGGGUAUGGCUGAGCACUGGAAUCAGAUCAGUCGACCAUUGCGUCGAGACAGUGUGCAGUCUGCAGAGUACACCCGAAGGAGAUGCUGCCGCCAGCCGUGGACUGGAUAUGCUGGUGCGCGGACUGCUCAGAUCAAAAGCCAAUCCAGACGACUCGGAGGGCCGGUACCUCUGCCAGCUUGGAGUGGUCCAGGCAAUGCAGGCUGUUUCUACAGGGACGCCAUUGGGUGCAAGCCAUGCAAUAGGACACCAACUGGGACCUCUGGGAGUUGGACACGGCGAGACGAGCUGUAUCCUGUUACCAGCGGUUUGCAAGUUCAACGCCGCCAAGGGAGCCAACAAUGCCAGGCAAGCUAUGGUUCGAGAGCUGUUGUUAGGACUAGAACCUGUCCAAGCCGCGAUCAAAGCCAGAGGUCGCGAGGCGAACGACCUGGAUCUGGGCGAUAUCCUCGACAUUGUGAUUGGGGAACUUGGCAUGCCCCGGUCCCUCCGGGCCGUCAACGUUGGCAGAGACAAGUUCGGUCUGCUCGCGGUCAACAGCUUGCACGAUCUUUGGAUCAAGACAAACGCCUUUCCAAUCACGGAAGAGGAUCAGGUGCUGGAAAUCCUGAACAUGGUGGCAGGGUGA